AUGCGUGUCCUCAUUACCGGUGCCGCUGGCUUCAUCGGGCAACUUCUUGCCCAGAAGCUGCUGAAUGAUGAGGAAGGGCGAUACACCUUGAUUCUCACUGACGUUGUCGAGCCUCCUAUUCCGCAAAAUGUCAAAUGGCCAGAAAAGGCUCAGGCGAUCGUUGCCGAUCUCUGCAAGGACGCCAGCCUCGUGGUAGACAAGGCUCUCGAUGCCGUGUUCGUGUUCCACGGCAUCAUGUCUUCGGGUGCGGAGUUCAACUACGAACUUGGAAUGAAGGUCAACUUUGAUGCGACACGCAUUCUGCUUGAGACUUUGCGCAACAUUUGCCCUGGCGUCCGAGUGAUUUAUGCAUCCAGCCAAGCCGUCUACGGCGGCAAAGUGGUGCAGCCCGUGACCGAGGCCAUGGCCGCGACGCCCGAGACAUCGUAUGGCGCCGAGAAGAUGAUGUGCGAGUACCUCAUCAACGACUACACUCGACGAUCCUUCAUCAACGGCUUGAUUUUGCGGUUCCCCACGGUGUCAGUGCGACCUGGCAAACCGACGGCGGCCGCAUCGUCGUUUUUGUCCGGUAUCAUUCGCGAACCGAUGAAUGGUCAGGAAUGUGUUAUCCCGAUUGAAGACCGCUCGUUCCGCCACUGGUUGUGUUCUCCUCGUGUUUUGGUCAGCAACCUCGAGUAUUCGCUCACACUUCCCAAGGAUGCGCUUCCAUCUUACGACCGGACUGUCAACCAUCCUGGAAUCGGCGUCUCUGUCCAAGACAUGAUCGACUCUCUGGCCCGCGUUGGUGGCCAGGACAAGUUGAAGUAUCUGCGUGAGAAGGAAGACCCCAAAUUGAAGCCCAUCUUGUAUUCGUGGCCAGCUGAGUUUGACAACACCAGAGCCCUAUCGUUGGGUUUCAAGAGAGAUGUGUCGUUUGACGACAUUGUCAGAGACUACAAGGAAAGUCUGCCAAAGUCAGCUUGA
Exophiala dermatitidis NIH/UT8656 is the source of this 963-nucleotide messenger RNA. RefSeq names its product nucleoside-diphosphate-sugar epimerase. The record is from RefSeq and is a predicted model, not a curated record. Bases 1 to 963 code for a protein of 320 amino acids. Lineage: Eukaryota; Fungi; Ascomycota; Eurotiomycetes; Chaetothyriales; Herpotrichiellaceae. The transcript is spliced from 2 exons.